UGAUCCAUUCAAUACUCGUUCACUGUCAACCUUAAGUUCAGACAUUUUCUUUUUAUUUUCACUCUUUUUCUCCUCCAAAACCACUCACAAAACCGAUUACUUCUUCUUCUACACUAACAAUGGCCUUCUACUUCUUCUUCUUCUUCUUCUUCUACUUCAGUAUUGGUUUUGUGCAGAAUGUUUAUUAUCCGGUUGGAGCGGCUAGCAUCACUCAGUGCAAGAAGCCGCCAGUGAUCUUCGUCUUCGGCGAUUCGAACUCCGACACUGGUGGACUAGUUGCCGGUCUCGGUUUCCCUGUCAAUCCCCCCUAUGGCCGUUCGUUUUUCGCCAGAUCUACUGGUCGAUUGUCUGAUGGACGGCUCCUGAUCGACUUCCUCUGCCAAAGUGUGAAUACGAGUUUCCUGAGUCCAUACUUGGACUCAUUGGCAGAUUCAAAGUUCAAAAAUGGUGCAAAUUUUGCAAUUGUGGGAUCAUCAACUCUCCCCAAAUAUGUUCCAUUUUCAUUGAAUAUUCAGCUUAUGCAGUUUCUUCAUUUCAAGGACAGGACUCUUCAGCUUGUUACUGCUGGUUCAACUGAUUUCAUCAAUGAAGAUGGGUUCAGGAAUGCACUUUACAUCAUUGACAUCGGCCAAAAUGACAUCGCUGAUUCUUUCUCAAAAAAAUUUACUUAUGCACAAGUUGUCAAAAGAAUUCCAUCUGUUCUCAGAGAAAUUCAGAACGCUGUCACGAAAUUGUAUGAUCAAGGAGGCAGGAAAUUUUGGAUACACAACACAGGACCCUUAGGUUGUCUCCCUCAGAAACUUUCAUUAGUUAAGAACAACGCUUUAGAUCAUUAUGGAUGUAUUUCAAGUUACAAUGAUGCGGCGAGACUGUUCAAUGAAGGAUUGCGCCAUCUUUGCCAGGAGAUGAGAUCCAAAUUGAAUGGUGCUACCAUAGUUUAUGUAGAUAUAUUUUCCAUCAAGUAUGAUCUCAUUGCCAACUCCACCAAAUAUGGCCUUUCAAGUCCAUUGAUGGCAUGUUGUGGCUUUGGAGGACCUCCAUACAAUUACAACAUAAACGUGACAUGUGGGAAUCCAGGUUCUAAGGCUUGUGAUGCAGGUUCAAAAUUUGUCAGCUGGGAUGGAAUUCAUUACACUGAAGCAGCUAACCAAAUUGUAGCUUCAAAAGUGCUUUCCACGGCUUAUUCCACACCAAGUACUACUUUUGGUUUUUUCUGUCAGUAGAUAAUAAACUCAACAGGACAAACUUCUUCAGAUAAUUCCGGCCAAAUGGGUUUGAAGACAAUAACAUGGGCACAAGCCAUGAAGGUAUUUAUAUGUACUUGUUUCGUUUUCGAUUUUGUUGUAAUGUUGCUGAGAGUAUGAUGAUCUAUGUUAUGUGUAAGAAGAUGGAGGUCUUCAUUUGGAUGAAAAGGGUUGGAAGCUGAUUAAGCAAGUAGGUCACUUAUCUUCUUUGAGUUCAAACCAUGUAGAAGAGAAUUCAAAAUUUGGCAAGAAAUUAGUUAGCUUGUUGGUUAAA
Messenger RNA from Mangifera indica (mango), 1518 nucleotides. Its product is annotated as GDSL esterase/lipase At1g09390. Gene Ontology annotation, molecular function: hydrolase activity, acting on ester bonds. The transcript is spliced from 5 exons. The record is from RefSeq and is a predicted model, not a curated record. NCBI's taxonomy places the organism in Eukaryota, Viridiplantae, Streptophyta, Magnoliopsida, Sapindales, Anacardiaceae. Gene Ontology annotation, cellular component: chloroplast stroma. Bases 120 to 1223 code for a protein of 367 amino acids.